Molecule: messenger RNA, 963 nt
Organism: Phalaenopsis equestris
Lineage: Eukaryota; Viridiplantae; Streptophyta; Magnoliopsida; Asparagales; Orchidaceae
Product: AT-hook motif nuclear-localized protein 28-like
Cellular component (GO): nucleus
Molecular function (GO): DNA-binding transcription factor activity; minor groove of adenine-thymine-rich DNA binding
Source: RefSeq, a predicted model, not a curated record
ACGCCCUUAAACCCUCCCCUAGCUUUCUGCACGUCUCCUCCAAAACCCUAACCCUUUUCCUCUUCGCCGAAACUCUUCUCUUGCUUUCCACAUCAUCCGUUCAUGAUUCUCAACGGCUCCGAGAUCAUGAAUCACGAAGCACCUCUAUCCCAUGAAGCAAACAGCGAUAUAAUCAUGGAAAAACGAACCAAAAAGCCCAGCAAGUUACGCUCGCCGCCGACCGUAGCCAGCGAUGGAUCGAGCGUCGAGUUGGCUAAACGGGCUCGCGGUCGCCCGCUGGGCUCGAAGAACAGACCCAAACCGGCGGUCUUAGUAACCGCGUCGGCGGAUCCAUCUCCGGCGAUGCAUCCUUACGUCCUUGAAAUCCCCGGCGGCCUCGACAUCGUAUCCUGCCUCGCGCGAUUCUCGAAGCAGAGAAAACUCGGGAUCUGCGUUCUCGCUGCGAACGGCGCCGUGGCCAAUGUGACGUUACGGCAGUCCGCGCCACCAGAUGCGGCGGCGAGUGCGGCGGCGGUCGUGUUCCACGGGCGAUUUGAGGUCCUAUCGAUUUCGGCGACGUUCCUGCCGCCGGCGAUGGCUGUGGAGCUGCCGUCGGCGGCUAACAGGUCGAUUUCGUUUGCCGGGCCACAGGGGCAGAUUGUUGGGGGAAUGGUAUUGGGGCCGCUUAUGGCAGCGGGCGCGGUGGUGGUGGUGGUGGCGGCGUUUGCGGAACUCAAGUUUCAUAAGCUGCCGGUGGAGGAUGAGGUUUCGGAUUCUGUUGGGGCUUUUAGUGGUGAAGAAAACUGCGAGAAGCAGUCUGAUGGAAAGGAGCAGCAGCUUUGCUUUCAUCAACUGCAUUGCCGUCAAUACAAUUCGGCGGCGGCGGCGGCGGAGUUGGGUGCAACGGCUAUCUAUGGCUCGAAUAUCUCGUCGGAGAACAUAUUUGACGGCGGCUCAUGGCUUCCGCCUCCGCCGUCGUACUGA